CCACCAUCACCUACACUGCCACUACCAGUACCAAACCCGAGUUUAUUUGUGUUUCCAAUACUCACUCACCAAACUAACAACUCAAUAUCUUCUUCUUUACAAUUCUUGAUUGAACCCCUUCUCUUUUUUAUUUGAACUUAUUUUGUAUAUAAGCAACCUGUUUUCUUCUUUCUUCUUCCUUUUCGUCUUACAAAACAAAUGUCUGCGAGUGGGUCAGUUUCGACGGUGUCGAGAGAUGAUAAUCUGGUGUUAUCUUCUGAGGAUUCUUCCAGUCCUGAUGAGUCUGACCUCGAGUUGGCACUUGGGUUGAGUCUUGGUGGUGGUGGUGGUAAUUCUGGGUUUAGGCUUCAACAACAAGCCACUUCUGCUGCCCAAUAUGCUCGUAUUUUCACUGCUAAAGAUUUCCCUUCUUCCUCUUCUUUUUCUUCUUCCUCUUCUUCUUUGAGCAAACCUAAUCAUGCCUCCGCUGGUACCAAGAGAAGUGCUGAUUCUGUGGCUAAUGCUGCCAGUCAAGUCGUGGGAUGGCCUCCUAUCAGAGCAUACAGAAUGAACAGCAUGGCCAAUCAAGCAAAAUCAGUAGCCACUGAAGAGUACAACUCAAUGAUCGAGAAACACAAAAGAAAGAAUGGUGUGGUAGAGAAGACCACCAAUUGCAGCAACAAGAACAAUGGCACAGCUAAAACCAGGAGUUCCCUGUUUGUGAAGGUGAAUAUGGAUGGAAUUCCAAUUGGCAGGAAGGUUGAUCUGAAUACUCAUAGCUGUUAUGAAACCUUAGCACAGACUCUGGAGGAUAUGUUCACCAGGCCAACUACAACUAUCACUGGAAUAAGAUCAAGCGUAAAGGAACAUGAUACAAGGGCGGAAGCAACAAGACAUUCAAAUUUGCUGGAUGGAAAGUCUGACUUUGUGCUCACUUAUGAGGACAAGGAGGGAGAUUGGAUGCUUGUGGGAGAUGUUCCUUGGGGGAUGUUCCUUAGCUCUGUGAAGAGGCUUAGAAUCAUGAGGACAUCCGAAGCUACAGGACUUGCUCCGAGGUUACAAGAAAGUAAUGGAAGGCUAAGAAACAAGCCCAUCUAAGCCGGUUUUCUUUUAAUCCUAUAAGAUGAAAACUUACUGUGUUCUGGAAGAUACACAAAGGUGAAAAAAUAGAUACUAAACAGUACAAUCAUUUUGACAAGCGAAGAUUGGUCCUGUACACACGUUUGUUUGUUUGUGGGUGCUGUAUUAUUUUGUUUUGAUUUUGUUCGUUCCUCGUUGCAAGUCUCCGGGAAUUCUCACUAUACUUUUUUGGAAGCCACAAGCACCUUACUUUUCUAUGUAAUAUAUAAAUGCAUACUUCAAUGAAUGCUGUGUUUGAUGCUGUA
Messenger RNA from Mangifera indica (mango), 1364 nucleotides. Its product is annotated as auxin-responsive protein IAA11-like. Gene Ontology annotation, cellular component: nucleus. The transcript has 5 exons. The record is from RefSeq and is a predicted model, not a curated record. Lineage: Eukaryota; Viridiplantae; Streptophyta; Magnoliopsida; Sapindales; Anacardiaceae. Gene Ontology annotation, biological process: regulation of DNA-templated transcription. Gene Ontology annotation, molecular function: protein binding. Bases 199 to 1077 code for a protein of 292 amino acids.